AGACUAGUUACGUCGCGGUUGUUAACUCGAAACGACAGACCGGUUCGCAAUGAAAAUAAACAAAACCGUUGCAGUAUCAAGAUAAUAUAUCUUUCAGUUAAUACAAGAUAAUGAAUUGAGUUAAUGUGACGUCGAGACUAGUACAAUGUUACGCGUAAAGAAGUUGGUUUUAUUCACACUAUUUGCAAUGAAUCUGAUUGAUCAGCCAGCUCCGGAGAUUACCAUCGAGCAAGGCACUUUGAUCGGUAAAGUCAACUCAGAUGGAACUAUUUUUGAAUACAUGGGCGUACCGUAUGCGUCAUUUAACAGUACAACUCGUUUUCAAGGUCCUCUGCCUCCACCAUCAUGGGAAGGUGUUUACCGAGCAGUAGAUGAGAUGUACUCAUGUCCACAAGUCACAAGAUAUGGAGUAGUAGGAUCAGAAGACUGCUUGAAGGCUAAUAUUUACGUACCUGUUAAAGCAACAGGACCACUGCCAGUUAUGGUCUUCAUACACGGUGGAGCAUUUGUUUUUGGGAGUGGUGGAAAACUUCUACUGGGACCAGAGUUCCUCGUAAAGCACAAUGUGAUUUUAGUCACUAUUAACUAUAGACUUGGUGCUCUUGGCUUUCUUUGUUUGGGUAUUGAAGAAGCUCCUGGCAACGCUGGACUUAAAGAUCAAAUAGCAGCGUUAAGAUGGAUAAAGAAGAAUAUAGCUGCUUUUGGCGGAGAUCCCGACAAUAUAACAGUUUUCGGUGAAAGUGCUGGUGCAACUUCUACGUCUAUAUUAAUAGCUAGUGAAGCUACAAAUGGUUUAUUUAAUCGAGCUAUUAUACAAAGUGGUUCAUCGAUUACUAAUUGGUCGUUAAAUAAAAAACCUAUUUGGGUUGCUAGUCUCCUAACUAAAGAAUUAGGCUAUAAUACAGAAGAUCCCUACGAAAUAUAUGAUAUAUUAUCAAAGCUGCCAUACAAUAAACUUAUAAGUUUAAAACCUCCAAAACCUUUAGGAUUAUAUUUUGAUACGCAACUAUUGCAUAUUCCAUGUAUCGAAAAACCAUUACCAGGGAUAGAACCUGUACUGACUGAUUUACCUUAUAACUUAUUAUUAAAGAAACCUAAGAAUAUAUCUGUGAUAUAUGGAUCAAAUAGUAAAGAAGGUUAUUUCUUAGUUGCGAGGGAAUCGCCUGAAACAUUACAAGUAAGAAAUACGCAUUACUUGUUUGCUUCUGAUCUGACAUUUGAAAAUGAAGACAUAGCUGCGAAGGAGGCAAUAAAAGUGAAAGAAUUUUAUUUUGGAAAUGAACUUAUCAGUCAAGAUACUAUUUCGAAGCUGGUUGACAUUUAUACAGAACUUUACUUCGAGAUUCCAACUAUACUAGAAACUGAUAUAAUGAUCGCUGCAAAUAAUACAUCAGUUUACAAUUAUUAUUUCGAUUACAGUGGAAAACGAAACCUACUGAAAUACGCAACGCCUUUUAAAAAUCAUGACGGUGCAUGUCAUGCUGACGAAUUGUUUUAUUUAUUUAAUUCGAGGAUAUGGCCGUUUCCAAUCAGUCAGAGGGAUCAAAAGAUAGUUAACUGGCUUACGAAAUUAUGGACAAAUUUUGCUAAAUACGGAGACCCUACACCGAAUUUCAAGUCAGAUUUACCCGUCAGAUGGACACCCAGCAAUAAAGAAAGUAAAAAGUUUUUAUACAUCAAUGAUGAACUGAAUAUGGGCCCUUUGCCGAAUGCAGAUUCAUAUCAUUUAUGGAACUACAUAUACAAUAAUUAUAGGAUAACUGAUAAAAGACAUUAUUUAGAAUAAAUUUCUUCUUAUUCGA
Molecule: messenger RNA, 1802 nt
Organism: Achroia grisella
Lineage: Eukaryota; Metazoa; Arthropoda; Insecta; Lepidoptera; Pyralidae
Product: esterase FE4-like
Exons: 4
Coding region: 146-1786 (546 amino acids)
Source: RefSeq, a predicted model, not a curated record